UCCUCUCUCUCUGUCUCUCUCUGUCUCUCUCUGUCUCUCUCAUCGGUGUUUGCAGAGAUAAGAAAAAUAACUCAGCUGCAAUCUCUUCCAUCUAAAAGGAAUUUGCAAGCAAACACAUGACAACGUUUUUGAGAAAAAAAAAUGACCCACUAGGCCACCAAAGUGACUGAAUUGAGGGUCACAUACAGAUCAUGUACUAGGAGAGCCAAAAACAAAUAUAAUCCUUCUUUCCCACACAUGAUCAUGGAUGAAAAUGGGAUCUGCAGGCCCAACUUCCCUCUUCAGCUCCUAGAAAAGAAGGAACAACCUCGUUCCGACGCCGAGACGAGCUCCAAAACGACCUUGGAACAGCCCAAGAAACCUCCCCCUAAGAGGACUUCAACGAAAGACAGGCACACCAAGGUGGAAGGCCGUGGCCGCCGCAUCCGUAUGCCCGCGACGUGUGCCACUAGGGUGUUCCAGUUAACGAGAGAGCUAGGUCACAAAUCGGAUGGCGAAACCAUUGAAUGGUUGCUUCAACAAGCUGAGCCUGCGGUGAUUGCUGCUACGGGGACAGGUACUAUCCCUGCUAAUUUUACGUCCCUUAAUAUUUCACCGAGAAGUUCAGGCUCUAGCAUGUCGGCUUCCCACUUGAGGAAUACUUUUUUCAAUCCAAAUUUUACUACACAACAAUUGAGGAUGAGAAGUGAAUGGGAUCAAACUCAAAGGAAUGCCCUUGACGACUCAUCUCAACAGCAAAGGAGGGUUUUAUUUCCGGGCGUUGCUUUAUCGUCCCAAGGUUCAUUAAACUUUCUCAGUAGUAGUAGCACUAGUUUGAACGCUUUCUUGCAAGCUAAGCAAGAGGUUCGGGAUGCUAGCGUCGACGUCGCUGAGACAGCAGAUACUAGCAUAGCGAAAAGGAGGAUGCCGGAGCAGCAAGAAUUGCAACAAAGUCAGAUGGGGAGUUACUUGAUACAAUCUAAUGCUGGUUCAAUUCCGGCGAGUCAUAAUCCGAAUCCGACAACAUUUUGGAUGGUGACUAACCCCGGAAACCAAGUCAUAGGCGGGAGUGGCGCCGGGGAUCCCGCGUGGACAUUUCCAUUUGCUACUAAUACUAAUAUGUAUAGAGGUACUAUGUCUAGUGGGGUACAUUUUAUGAACUUUGCUACCCCAAUGACUCUCCUAUCUGGCCAACAAUUUGGUUCAGGAAAUGGUGCUGGUGGUGAUUCAGUUACCGACACUCAUUUAGGCAUGCUCGCGUCACUUAAUACUUCUAGACCGAUUCCGGGUACCAACGCUUCCGAGUCUCCUGCCAGCGGAUCACUUCCACACCACGGCGGAGAAAACAGGCAUGAUUCAACUAGCUAGUGUUCGGCCAUGGCAUUAAAGCAAACUACAAAGUGUAUGGCUUGAUCAUGCUUUAUUUAUUUUUUUCACUUAUAUAUUUUUAGUAGUACAUAUAUGUGAAAUUUGCAGCACAGGCUCAAGUUUGAAUGCUAUGAAA
Messenger RNA from Hibiscus syriacus, 1483 nucleotides. Its product is annotated as transcription factor TCP15-like. The record is from RefSeq and is a predicted model, not a curated record. Gene Ontology annotation, molecular function: sequence-specific DNA binding; DNA-binding transcription factor activity. The transcript has a single exon. NCBI's taxonomy places the organism in Eukaryota, Viridiplantae, Streptophyta, Magnoliopsida, Malvales, Malvaceae. The coding region runs from base 238 to 1347 and encodes 369 amino acids. Gene Ontology annotation, cellular component: nucleus.